Rhizoctonia solani is the source of this 1782-nucleotide messenger RNA. Its product is annotated as extracellular metalloproteinase MEP. The record is from RefSeq and is a predicted model, not a curated record. Lineage: Eukaryota; Fungi; Basidiomycota; Agaricomycetes; Cantharellales; Ceratobasidiaceae. The coding region runs from base 1 to 1782 and encodes 593 amino acids. Gene Ontology annotation, molecular function: metalloendopeptidase activity; zinc ion binding. The transcript is spliced from 8 exons.
AUGGCUUUCAUCGCUAAGCUCGCCGCUGUCGCUCUUCUCAUUGCCCAGGGCGCGAUCGCCGCUCCUUGGGAUGCGUCCGUCCGCCAGACUACCCACCGUGUGCGCUCGGUUGGCACCAAGGGCGCUCAAUUCCAGUCAUACCACCCCGAGCCUGUCUUUGAGACCUAUGGCGUUGACGGUGUUGUUCACCCGCUCGCUAAGCGAGGUCUCCCGGCUACCAACGAGGAGGCUGCCAAGGCUUUCCUUGAGGAGAAGCUCGGUGUCAAGUCCGAUGCCUUCGUCCGCAAGUCUGGCCACUCUUCCGACGUUGUUUCCAACGAGUACUUCAAGCAGAGGAUCAACAAUAUUCCCGUUGCCAACGCUGUCGCCAACGUUGCGCUCAAGGGAGAGAAGGUCGUUUCUUUCGGUGCUAGCUUUGUCAAGCCCAAGAGCGUUGCGGCUACUACCCCCAGUUUGACCAAGGAGGCCGCUAUUGCAAAGGCUGAGGCCGCCCUCGGAGGCAAGUACAACAACUGGCCUACCGCCCUCGAGUACUUUGCCAAGGACUCGGAUCAUGUCGUCCUCACCCACGUUGUUCAAGUUCAAAACGCUGAGACUCAAGAGUGGUACGAGGCCUUUGUCGAUGCCACUUCUGGUGAAAUCAUCAAUGUUGUGUCUUUCGUCGCCGAUGCUAGCUACCGUGUCGUUCCUUUCGAUAAGCAGAGCCCAACCGAUGGCUUCCAGACCCUCACCAACCCCCACGACACCACCUCAUCCCCCAACGGCUGGCAUCAGUACGGAACUACUACUACCACUACUACUUCAGGUAACAACGUCCUCGCAUACAAGAGCUCGUCUUCCACCGGCACCACUUCGCAGAGCUCUGCCACCAACAACUAUGUCUAUACCUUCAACUCAGCUGGUACCCCUGCUGCUAACAAGGACCCGGCUACCGUCAACGCCUUCUAUGUUGGCAACAUGAUGCAUGAUCUCCUUUACCGCUAUGGCUUCACUGAGACCGCGUACAACUUCCAGCGCAACAACAACGGAAAGGGUGGCGCUCAGAACGACCAUGUUCUCAUCUCUGUUCAGGAUAGCUCGGGAAGCAACAAUGCUAACUUCGCGACCCCCGCCGACGGACAGUCUGGCCAGAUGCGCAUGUUCACCUGGACCCUCACCUCGCCUAACCGCGAUGGUGCGCUCGAGAACGACAUCGUUGUUCACGAGUACACCCACGGCCUCACUAACCGCCUGACUGGUGGUGGAACUGGUCGCUGUUUGCAGACCACCGAGGCCGGCGGAAUGGGCGAGGGUUGGUCUGAUGCUCUUGCCGACUGGACUGAGCAGACCAGCGCGACCGACAGAGACUUCACCCUAGGCAGUUACGUUUACACCAAGAACAUUCGUGAUUACCCUUACUCGACCAGCAAGACCACCAACCCCCUCACCUACGGAACGCUCCGCACUCGCACUGAGGUUCACGAUGCUGGUGAAGUCUGGGCUACUAUCUGGCACGAGAUCUUCGCUGCACUCAUUGCCAAACACGGCUUCUCCGCUGAUAAGAACAAUGCCUCUGGUUCCGCUGGAAACAUCGUUGGUCUCCACCUCCUCGUCGAUGCGCUUCAACUCCAGCCUUGCAACCCCACUUUCAUCGCUGCUCGCAAUGCUAUCAUCCAGGCCGAUGCCAACCGCUACGGUGGUGCCAACAAGUGCCUUCUGUGGACUGCCUUCGCCAAGCGUGGUCUCGGUAACGGCGCAACGACGACCAAGACCGACAGCACCACUCUUCCCAGCGGUUGCUAA